Messenger RNA from Paramuricea clavata, 336 nucleotides. NCBI's taxonomy places the organism in Eukaryota, Metazoa, Cnidaria, Anthozoa, Malacalcyonacea, Plexauridae. The record is from the annotation of a GenBank genome assembly.
AUGAUACACUUGGUGCAAAAUGGGACUGGAGGUAGUAUCCAUUGUCAUGGUACUGCUAAACUAAAUAAUUACCCAGGUUUGUGUCAACUUACUCAGACUGCCCUAAAAGGAUUCUUAGCUCAAAAAUUUAAAAAUGAAAAUGAUUGUUCUGACACAACUGAACUAGACCAGGAUAUUGAAGCUGAUCAGCAAGCAGCUGACACAGUAUGUCAAUAUGUUGAUUGGUUAUCAACUGUCAAUCCUAAUCUACCUGAUGAGGACAUGUGGAUAAGACCUGAGGUUCAUCCAUGUCAAAGAAGUCAUGACAUUCCCAAACAUGAAAAGCAAUCAGAUUAG